Messenger RNA from Trichoderma harzianum CBS 226.95, 4149 nucleotides. RefSeq lists its product as hypothetical. The record is from RefSeq and is a predicted model, not a curated record. Bases 280 to 3999 code for a protein of 1239 amino acids. The transcript is spliced from 2 exons. NCBI's taxonomy places the organism in Eukaryota, Fungi, Ascomycota, Sordariomycetes, Hypocreales, Hypocreaceae.
CAAAGGCAUUUCUUAAUGCGGGAGCCAACUGCAUCUGAGGAUAGUCAUGCUCUUGUUAUUUCUGGAUCACAUAUUUCCCAAUCAUUUAUUUUCCACAAUCCUCUGCUGCGUUUCACAAUAUUCAUGCAUUUUCACUUUCUUUCCUAGUCUUCGACCCUUCUUACACUGAUUUAUGCCUUGACGCUUCUAUACAACCACUGUUGAGAGUGAAUAUCACUCUUGGCCCCUUCUUUUCCAUCAUCUUUUAUAAGCGAACAUCAUCUCAGACUAUAAGACGAUAUGGACACGCAGAGCGGCGUCGCAGAAGAGUUCUUAGGAGGCUUCGAACAGACCUCAUCGAUUACCGAAGAAGAAGCCCAGGAGCGAAUUGACUUGCUCGUUACACCCGAAGACGAGAAGUGGAAUGAUGUCCUUCAGGAGUUCCAAAGGCUUUUCGCAGAUCCCGACAUGACGAUAGGUCGAAUCUUAUCGGACAAGUUUACCACACACGAGGCUCGUCUGUUUAUACCAUCUGAGUUAGCCGUCCUAAAAGCCAUACAAGAGGAGAAUACCCGCGACUUCUACGAUCUCUUAGGAUCUCGGUUCCAAGGCGUCACACCUGAUAUUCCCACAAAACUGACAAUGCUUUACUUUGGGCUCCAUGUUGAGCCAAUGGACUUCCAAUUGGCGAAGAUGACUUUUAAAAUGGAGAGUCGAAAGCCAGAGCCGCCGCGAUAUGCCAUUGAUCCGCCGUUGCAUUUUCUCACGGCGCAUAAAGAGCGCAAUUAUGGGAAAGAUAUGCUUAGAGGUAAAUUCGAUCUUAGAGAUUCCGAUGUUCCGUUUGUUAACAGCUGUCUAGGGAAAGAGGACCCAUCGUAUCCCAUACCCGUUGAGCCCCCGCAGAGUUGGCUGUCAAGUCUUUCGAAUACCUUUUUGACAGAGCAACAUUCACAGAUUGAGCAACCAACUGUGCGUCUUCGAGGUGGUGGAGCAAGCGAUGACAGCGACUGCAGCCAAGAGAAUGAUGCUUGGAAUGGUGGGGAUGACGACGACUUCGCUGGCAGUGAAAGCAAUGGAGAACACGGCAACGAAGACAGCGACUAUGAAGACAACACACCGGAAGACCAGCUUCACAGGGAAGAAAAAGAAGCCGAAGACGCCACCAUGGAAAACAUUGACAAUGAUGGAGAUUAUAUGCCUUGUUUCUUCAUCGGGCCCAAUACCACGGACAAAGAGUGGUUUAGUAUUCGUGCCAGGAUACCGACUCCAUCGGCGAAGAUCAAGAUUCUUGAUUCAAAAGCAUGGAAUUGGCGGGAUCAAGUUGACAAGACCAACAUCUGGGGCCCACGAUAUGGACGCGUGGCCGACAUUCAAGCUGCAAUCGAAAAGCCUGAGGACGAAGAUGCCAGGGAGCAAGAGGAAGAAGGAGCUCCUCAGGAUAGAGCUGAAGAGCCAGCCCAGGAGGCAGUCCAGACGCCAGUUCGUGACAGCUCUGUUGGUGUAGAGGCUGUUAGGGCAAGACUACGAGAGACGGAACUGGUUAAAAUGACUCAUCCCGAGCCGGCCAAAACCCAACGUCUAGGUAGAAAUGCAUCUGGUGAUAGCGACAUGCGGCAAAGAUCAUGGCUCCAUCAACCCAGUGUCUAUGACAACUUCGAAUCGUGCUCACAGUCGAACAGCUCUGGCAUUCAAAUCCCAACGAAUGGGCCAUCUGUCGAACAUCAGCUUCGCACCGGAGACAAUAUGCCAAAUAUAGCAACGAGAUUCAGGACGCUCACGGAGCAAGCACGCCUUCAACGAGCGUUAUGGGACAUGCGAAACAUUCGCUUGAAUCGGAUACCACCCCUAAUGCUGAGAAAGUGUAUGUUUUGCAACGGCAUUAUACCCAAGCAUUGGAGCAAGGAACGAGUUCAUCGCCAUCUGAGAGAAAAGCAUAGGAAUGAGCUCAUGGAAGCUUUAGGAGUUACCAAAGCAACCAUACGGCGGUUCGACGGCAAAGGGGUCAUCUCUAUUCCCCUAAAAAGAGUCGAGAGGCGUCUUAACCCUUCACCAGUGGCAUUGGCCAAUGAUGACAUGGUUGUUGACCAACCGGAAACACAGAGCCAUCGCCAAAAGAAGGGUUCUGAGUUUUGUGAUCGUUGUGGCGACGAUGGAAACAACUGCGAAGUCGACACACACCAUCCUGCUCAAGAUGGACGAGAUCAAAAUCGGAACAGUUGCAAAGGAUCCAGAGCAGAGCGUGGAAGAUACUGUCGCUAUUGCGGCGACGAGUUCAGUGGUAACGCUAAUCAAGCGGAUUGGGAUCGGAACGCAGCUCAUAUGGUCGCGUGCUAUAAGAAGAAUGAUGGACAAAAAUCUUUGUUUUUACCACCAGAUGUUGCGGCAUUCAAUCAACAACAGGAUAAUCUUCGAAUGCAGAUAAAUGAAGCCGAGACUGGGGCCGUCGAUUCUCAUGAAGAAGAGGAACUUCCGUCAAUCGAAGCUGUCUUUCGCGCCGCCGACUCUGAAGCAGAGCAAAGUCCGGAAGAAAUGGACCUGGAUGAGUCUGAUGAAGAGCCAAGACGACCGCGGCCGACAAAAAGAUUCCAUGUGGGAAGAUCUGGUGAAGAAUCGACUGAUCCUUCAAAGGAUGGCACUGUUACUGUUAACAGAGCACUUGUGCAAGCCGUUAAUCGUGCAAUAAAUGGCUGCGAGACACCUCUGACAGAGGCUCUUGAUCCAGAUGCACAUCAAAAAGCUCUCCCUACCGCACUUGAGAGAGUCCUCGCCAACAUUCCACUCGAUGAAUUCGAUGUAUCAUCUCCAAGCAUGACCCGAAGUAGGGCUGCUUCUCAACCAGCAAACUCAGAUCCACUGGCGGCCGAGAGCGAAAAAGAGCCUGAAGUUAGCCAACCAGAGACCCAGAAGAUGGCCGAAUCCCCUGAACUUCAAUCCCCCGAGUCCUCAGAAUCUGAACCAGACAAUGGGUCUGAUUUCGAGAAUGAACCAGAUCAAGACAAGUCUGAUGACGAAGAGUCAGAAGAUGACCCUCAUGGAGAUCCCUCAAGCUCGAAACGUCACAAACGAGGAGGCAAGAAGCGAGGCAAGAAGGGAGACCGCAACUAUACGUUCUCAGGCGACGAAGAUGACGACGAAGACAGCGAGACAGACGAAGACGGGAAACGCACCAGGCCACCCCGACGCGCUCCAUCGCCCAAUUGGGGACUUGAUGAUCCUAAAUUUGAGCCGACUGACGACUAUUACUGCUCAAAAUGCUUCCGCAAGGCUCCUAAGAAACAUAAACGGGAUAGAUCCCCCCUAGGAAGAACCAAGGAAAUCGAGCUCCAUUACGACAAAAAUCGCUGCUGCGGAAUCCGUCGCGGCAUAGGAUCAACCAAACGCCUCCCCAACCGCAGCGGCUGGAUCCCAUCCGCCGCCAUGCCCAAACCCCUCGGCAACCUCCGAAAGCAAUUCCUUCGCCGAUAUCCCGCCUACUCUCGCACCUUGUACCCCCUCAACGCCUCCAACGCAAACGGCUCCUACUGGCGUUCUGACCCAAACAACGACGACAACAAAGGCUGCUGGGACAUUCCCUGGCCUCCGUUCCGAGGCCCGACUCCUCUGCCCAACGGCUGGGUAGCUCCCGACGAGCUCAAUGCCCCUGUCACCGGAAAGGCUCGGAAGCAGUUCAAGUUGAGGUCGGAGGGAGAUUCAACAUAUGUCCAAGACAAAAAUGUUCGGUAUUCGGAUGAUGAGGAAAUAGCUUCGGACAAGGAUGUCAACGGGAAGAGGAAGAGGAAGAGUAGACCUUCUUCUGCGGUCAACAGCAGACAUGCGACUCCUACACCUGGGAAGAUACCACAGAAGCCUGACGCAAAGGCAGAGAAAGCGGCUACACCUCGACCUGUUAAGAAGAAAGUAACGGUAUUGCAGAAGGCGUUGAAGGGAAAGGCAGCCAGACCACGAAAAGCAGCGCCAAAGAAGACGGAAAGAAAGGAGCCAACUAGAAGAUCAGCGAGGAAACGCCAAAAGACUGGAUAAAGGUGGUAGAAUGGUUAUGAGUUUUGGAUUUUGGAUUAGAAUGUUUGCCGGAGUGUCUGUAAUAUGGUAGUUUUGUUACUUGAUGUUGAAAUGUUUCAUGUUAGAAUAUGUUUUUGGAUUAGUUCGAGUUUGCUUCAAUAGACAAAAACA